Molecule: messenger RNA, 2946 nt
Organism: Oldenlandia corymbosa var. corymbosa
Lineage: Eukaryota; Viridiplantae; Streptophyta; Magnoliopsida; Gentianales; Rubiaceae
Source: the annotation of a GenBank genome assembly
UGUUACCUGGUUUAGUUCUGUUCUUACUUUUCGGUUCAAUGUGAUUCUGUUUCGUUUUCAAAUCAGCGCAACUAAUUACCUUAGAGUGGCAUAAACCAUUCAACAAAAGUUUUGUCAAUAAUUUAAUGACGAAAUUGGAUUCUGAAACGUAGAGUACUGAACUUGAAAGCAGCCGAUGCCGUCUACACAACUAAAAAGGGAAGGAGGAAAUUUCAGUUGGAAAUACUGAUAUUAUAGUUUCGUAAAGAAAUGGAUAUUAUGCAGUGCGGAUCCUGUGAUUGGACUUCUCUAAUGUUUCCCAACGCAUGUAACGGAAGUGGCUUUUGUUUCUUUUACCAUCAUUUCAAACAUCUGGUCACGAGAAACAACAUUGUCCUCCUGUUCGACGGGAGUUAACUUCACGAGAGUUUUAUUUGCAGGAAGUUUUUAACGUUUAUGCCCCGUAGAAAAUGCAUCCGUUUCAGAAUACGACGAUUGUUUCAUUUUUCCAUGUCAAGCAUCCCAAAUGCAAGCCGAUCAUGACUGCACGAAAAAUGUGAGAGGAAAUGCAGGAAAGAUAUGAUUCAGUUUCGGUUACACUCAGACAAGACAGCAUAUUGCUUAACCUCGGUUGUAAUGAAAUCGUCGAGCAUUUCUAAGUUGUAAGUUGUAAUGAUAUGAAAAUGAUCUGUCUCUUCUCUGUUCAAUGAACUAUGCUGCUGGUUAGGCAGCAUAUUCGGGUAUGCUGUACAAGAGAGGAGAUUCCAACAACUUACGUACAAAGCGAAUAUCUUAUUCUUACAUUUUUUAAGGCGCACUUUCACAUCCGCCGCAAUCUAGAAUCAAGAUAGACGAAAACUUUAUACAUUGGCUGUGAUGUUAUUACUCUCUUGUUUAGCUUCAAUUUAGUAGAAGAAACUCUUGCUUCAAAAUUCGACGGUUUUGGGAGAUGGAGGAUUCAGCAAAUUCAGCUGAAACUUCAAAACAUGUUACAAAGAGGAAAGGAGGCCUCAUCACAGUGCCUUUUAUCAUAGUAAAUGAGGGAUUUGAGAGAGUGGCAAGUAUUGGUCUUCAUGUGAAUAUGAUCUUGUACCUGAAAGGUGUAUAUCACUUUGAUAGCGCCACAGGUGCAACCAUAUUGUUCUGGUGGGGAGCCAUAUCCAAUUUCUUGCCUACCUUUGGAGCUUUUCUCUCUGAUUCCUAUUUGGGACGAUUUUGGGUCAUUGCCAUUGGAUCACUUGUUAGCCUGGCUGUGAGUAAUCCAUGAUCUCAUUCGGCUUACAGUUUGGGUCGUUAGUAUUUUCCUUUAACUCUGAUCCCCUUAGUGCCACUGAUUUCUUGUCGAAAUUGUUUUACAGGGACAAACAGCACUUUGGUUAACAGCCAUACUUCCACAGACAAGGCCACCUUAUUGUGAGCACUACCCACACAACUGUGUUAAACCAGACUCAGGACAGCUUUUGCUUCUCUUUUCAGCAUUUGCACUCAUGUCAAUCGGUGCUGGUGGGAUCCGGCCGUGUUCUUUAGCUUUUGGGGCAGAUCAAUUCGAUGAUCCUGACAACCCGAAAAAUGAGAGGAUCUUACAGACUUUUUUCAAUUGGUACUAUGCAUCUGUUGCUAUAUCCGUCAUGGUUGCGCUGAUUGCGCUUGUAGCUGUUCAGGCUAAGUACGGCUGGGGACUGGGUUUCGGGAUUCCUGUUGUGUUCAUGUGUUUCGCAGCAAUCAUGUUCCUAUUGGGUUCUAAACUCUAUGUUAAGAUCAAGGCAGACACAAGCUUGAUGACAGGUUUUGCUCAAGUCAUAGUUGUGGCUUGGAAGAACAAGCACCUAGUUUUGCCUCAGAGCAAUUCACCUGGAUUGUAUCAUCAUGGCAAGGAUUCAGAACUUAUUCAUCCCUCUCAAAGACUAAGGUUUCUUAACAAGGCUUGCAUGGUAAUAAGUGAUCCAGUGAAAGAAUCAAAUCUUGAGGGUUCAGUUUUUAUGGAUCCCUGGAAAGCCUGCACAGUUGAACAAGUAGAGAACUUAAAAGCACUAAUAAAAGUACUUCCCAUGUGGUCUACUAGCAUCAUGAUUGCAGUGACAAUCAGCCAGUAUCCAUUCUUUAUACUCCAAGCAGUCUCAAUGGACAGGCGCAUUUAUGGAAAUGUUCAUAUCCCUCCAGCCACACUCUCUGUCUUCGGUGUCCUGAGUCUGGGGAUCUGGGUGGCUGUCUAUGAUAGACUACUUGUUCCGCGGCUAUCUAAGUUCACGAAGAAUCCACGCGGCCUUAGCUUUGAGCAGAGAAUGGGAAUCGGAUUAUUCAUUUCUUGCAUCGCCAUGGCGACUGCAGCGCUGGUAGAGAGAAACCGGAGAAAUGCAGCUAUCAAACAAGGGGUGACAGAAAAUCCACUGGCAGUAGUGAAUAUGUCUGCCUUUUGGCUAGUACCGCAACAUGUGUUAAUUGGAUUAGCUGAGGCACUCAAUGCAAUCGGACAGAUUGAGUUUUACUAUGCUCUUUUCCCUAAAAGCAUGUCUAGUAUUGGUGUCUCUCUUUUUGCGUUGGGAACGGCUGUUGGGAAUUUGGUGGGAAGUUUCAUCGUGAUGGUUGUGAAUCGAGUUUCGAAGAGAGGGGGACACAUUGGUUGGGUUGCAGACAACCUUAACCAAGGCCACUAUGAUUAUUACUAUUGGAUUCUGACCGCUAUAAGUUUGGUAAAUUUUUUGUACUUUAUGUCGUUGAUCGCGUUCAGUAAUUCUUGCACGGAUGGAGAGUUGAUUAGUAAUGAUGACAAAAGCGCCACAGGAGAAAUAAAGCAAGAAGAGAGUGUAGCUAUAUGAAUGUGAUAGCACUUCAUUUUUGUAGAUGUCUGCUACAUAUUAUGUCCUCUUCACGGAUUGUUUGUAUUAUAUUAUAGUCUGAAUAAAGUCACUAUCCCUCCUAUCAUUUUUCCUUAAAUUAUUGUACAUACCUUCUGUGAUGGAGACAUGC